Osmia bicornis bicornis is the source of this 3462-nucleotide messenger RNA. RefSeq names its product cytochrome P450 307a1-like. NCBI's taxonomy places the organism in Eukaryota, Metazoa, Arthropoda, Insecta, Hymenoptera, Megachilidae. The transcript is spliced from 3 exons. The record is from RefSeq and is a predicted model, not a curated record. The coding region runs from base 508 to 2028 and encodes 506 amino acids. Gene Ontology annotation, molecular function: iron ion binding; heme binding; oxidoreductase activity, acting on paired donors, with incorporation or reduction of molecular oxygen.
ACGUCCCACUAUAUAAGAUAGCCGACCAACCAUCCUAUCCCCACAGACCGAGCCAGAUCGGCAGACCGUUCACAGACGGACCAACGAACCGAUCUACCGACACACUAAUACACGACACAUCUUUUUCAUUCGCGACAGAUCGCGACAAGCUAAACACGCUGAAAGUCAAUCGAGGGUUUAAAACGCUCGUUCGCGUCGAUCGGAAUCGUUACAAACGAUUUCUUCGAUUUCCAAACGCACCGUUCCAGAGAAAGUGAUAUCGGAUUUUCGGCCUUUUUACUUCGACACGCGUCGAGAUUCCUGUUGCGAACAGCGCACCGUGAAUUUUUCGGGGUAAAUCGAAAGUAAAUCGUCUUUACACGAGAAAACGCUAAAGGUUUCUUUUCGCGUAAGCCAAAGGUACCGUAGGUCGGGGUACCGCGUUCUCCGUACACGUUAAACAAAACCACAACCGGAGAACUGUGCCGUAAACGUAAGUGAGUGCACCGAGGAGAAACAGCAACGAAGAUGAUCCCUUUGACAGCCACCACGUGCUUUCUGAUCGCCGUCACUUUCCUGGCACUCGCGCUGAUCCUGCUGGAUUAUCUCCGCUCGAAGAAGACGUCGAAGAACGUGAUCGUGGACGAUGACAGCCACUUGUUGCCGGAACCACCGGGACCGAAACCGUGGCCGAUCCUUGGCUCCCUUCACAUCCUGGGACGCUAUAACGUGCCCUAUAAAGCUUUCGGUGACCUGGUUAAGGAAUACGACUGCGAGGUGAUCAAGCUAAGGAUGGGAUCUGUGCCCUGUGUGGUCGUAAACGGUUUGGAGAACAUCAAAGAGGUGCUGAUCACCAAAGGACACCAUUUCGAUUCCCGGCCGAACUUCGACAGAUAUCAUCUGCUGUUCGGUGGAAACAAGGAGAAUUCUCUGGCGUUCUGCAACUGGUCGGAGGUUCAGAAGACACGAAGAGAAAUGGUUCGAGCGUACACGUUCCCCCGAGCCUUCUCCGCUCGUUAUAACGAGCUGAACGGUAUAAUCAACGACGAGAUGAAGUUCCUGGUCGACCAUCUGGGCUCCCUGUCCAAGAAGGACGUGAACACGAAACCGUUGAUCCUCCACUGUUGCGCCAACAUUUUCCUCACUUAUCUAUGCUCAAAGAACUUCCGGUUCGAGCAUGCCGGUUUCCGUAACAUGGUAGCCAAUUUCGAUCGGGUCUUCUUCGAGGUGAACCAAGGAUACGCGGCCGAUUUCCUGCCGUUCCUAAUGCCCCUUCAUCAUCGUAACAUGGCGAGGAUGGCUCACUGGAGUCACGCGAUACGCAAGUUCAUCAUCGAGAACAUAAUAUCCGAGAAAUUGAACAACUGGAACGGCAUGGUACCCGAGAACAAUUACAUGGACUGUCUGAUCAAUCAUGUGAAGACCGACGCUGAGCCGCACAUGUCCUGGAACACCACGUUGUUCGUGCUUGAGGACAUAAUCGGUGGGCACACCGCGAUCGGUAAUCUCCUGGUCAAGGUGCUCGGGUUCCUCGCGACGCGACCGCGAGUUCAGCAGAUCGCGCAACAGGAAAUCGACGCUGUCGGGAUCACGGGACACUACGUCGGCCUGGAGAACAGAGGAUCCUUGCCAUACGUCGAGGCGAUCAUCUUGGAGACCGUUAGAAUAAUCGCCAGCCCUAUCGUGCCGCACGUGGCCAAUCAGGAUAGCUCCAUCGCUGGUUACAGAAUCAAAAAGGACACGUUCAUCUUUCUGAACAACUACGCCCUGAACAUGUCGAACGAGCUGUGGACGUCGCCGGAGGAAUUCAUGCCCGACAGAUUCGUGCAGAACGGCAGGCUUUUGAAGCCGGAACACUUCUUGCCGUUCGGCGGUGGUCGAAGGUCGUGCAUGGGCUACAAGCUGGUACAGUAUCUCAGCUUCUCGAUCGUGGCCACGUUGCUGAAGAACUUCACGAUAGUGCCGGUGGAGAAGGAGGAUUACACGAUCCCUAUCGGCAAUCUGGCCCUGCCCGAGAUCACCUUCAAGUUCCGUUUCGAGAGACGGUAGGGCAGCGAACGGCGGCGAAGGUUCGCCAGGAAGAUUAAAAGGGCCGACUCGACGAGUCCGGUUGCUUUUCACCGAAUGCUGCGAACGAGCUAAGCUCACCGGCGACUUAUUGGACGAUAAGGUGUUUUUUUUUUUUUUUUUUUUUUUGAAUUUAGCCUAAGGAUCUUCGCAAACGAACGCGGAGUCGGCUGAACAGAGAGGUUCUCAAUGUAAUUAGCAAGGAAGAAAAUGAAAAAAAGAAAAAAAUCAAGCUUUACAGAAGGUCGAAUGCCACGGUGCUACUAUCAGGAUUCGACGCUUCCAUGGCAACGAGAGCUUUACUGACAUUACUAGACGCUUAAGCUAGCUAAUUUGUUGAUCGUCCGUCGAUCCGUGACGACUACUCUCCCCUUUCCUCGAGAACACCCCCCCUAAACCCGGUCGAAGACGAUCAGCCGCGUAAUCAGGAGAGAAAACUUGGACUGAAUCGAAGAGGACUGACCCUAUGGUUGAUGCUGCAAGAGAGCACUACUGUUGCUUUAGCUGAACACUUUUAUUAGGUAAAUCGAGUCUUGCCGUUCAUCUUCUUCAGCGACUUCCUUGAGUAGAAGGUACGUAGAGUAAAACAGAUAACGCGUCGCUUUAUCGAAUGAUCGUCGGUUUCUGACAGUUGCAUUUGUACCGGGAAUUAAAUCAGGUUCGUUAGGUACAGUUUUACCAGUGUAAAUUCAGCAUAAGAAAGGUUAGUUUUCAAGAAACGAUCGAGGUGAUACAGAUACGAUCGAUAAUUUCUUCGAAAUUGAUCCCAGGGUCGAUCGACGCGAUUUUUCUCGUUUCGAUAAUUUUUGCUUGUUGACGACUCGCAAUCGAUCGAUUUCGAGGAAUCGAGCACGGUGAUUCACGGUUCCUAUCCAGAUCCAGGGAUCGGAAAUCGCCGAGUCCCACGAAUUUUCUGUUGAUCCCGACGAUCACGUACCGACCGUCAUCCGAUAAUGUUCUCGUUCGAAAGACGAGACGCGAGAACGUGACCGGCAAGAAAAUACGGGACGAGACGAGACGAGACGAGACGAUUUUCGUUCGUGUUUCGAUCGGUUGUUCGAUCGCGGGAAAAAGAGAGAAAAAUUUGACGACAUUUUGGAGAACGAAACGCCUCGCUAAACGUUUCUUUCGCGACCGGCUAAAAAUAUGUACGUUGCUUUCGACAUGCAUCGUUUGCGGUAUUCCCAAUACUCGACCAAUAUCGGCGUCGAUAUUGAUCCAAUAUUUUUUCCUUUUCCCGCCAAUCCUCGCGAUCUUGGAAUCGGCAAUUUUUAGUAUUAUAUUAAGUUCGAAGGGCACCGAUUCCAAUUCGGCGAAAGGCGGCGCGUAUUUAUUGUCGGAAUCGUGAUCGGUCGAGUUUGAUUUAAAAUAUUCGUAGGAAUCUUGACGCUUUUCUUUUUUUUUAACCCUUGAACG